This is a messenger RNA of Misgurnus anguillicaudatus (oriental weatherfish), 683 nucleotides long. The record is from RefSeq and is a predicted model, not a curated record. Lineage: Eukaryota; Metazoa; Chordata; Actinopteri; Cypriniformes; Cobitidae.
GUUUUUCGCGUCAUCGUGACGUAAGUUCCUAGUUAUGAAUUUACCAUAGUUAGAUAAGAUUAUUGCUGGUAAUUCAACGACUCGUCAGUUUUACCUGCAUUUCUGUACAAGUUGUGCUCGAUUUGUUUGAAUAUCACCUCAGUUCACUCGCGCUUCUGUUUUAUAGUUCGCAAUGGCAGUGGACUGGCUGGGAUUUGCAUACGCUGCAGCGAUUGCGCUGGGAGGCUUUGUGGGAUAUAAAAGAAAAGGAAGUGUGAUGUCAUUAAUUGCUGGACUGUUCUUUGGAAUCUGGUCUGCGUAUGGUGCAUAUAAAAUUACUUAUGACCCCAAUGAUUACUGGACUUCUUUAACUGCUUCUGGUGCACUGGCUGUUGUGAUGGGAAUGAGAUUCAGGAAAUCUGGAAAAUUAAUGCCUGCAGGCAUUAUGACAGCGUUAAGCCUCCUGAUGGUUUUUCGUCUUUUGGUCCUUUAAGAGUGACAUGGACAGACCACAUUGGGACCAUUUGGACAAAAUGAUGUUUACGCAAUAAACAAUGUUUAUGCAGUAGUUGCAAUUUACACUAUUGUGAUUGUGUACAUAAUCUUGUACAUUCCAAAUGUAUUCGUCCUUUUAGUGCUUUAGUUUAAUAUGUUAAUAUGACACUAAGCUUAUUAAUAUUAAAGUGCAUUUAUGGACGAAAUAA